AUGAAGGCGCCAGCCUCUCUGCACGGCAUUUCUGCAACCCCGCCCGGCGCCCUCACUCCAUACCUUCCUUUUUCUCUAAUAUGACCAUCACCGGAGAAGAAGAUCCCUCCAACCGACGACUACCGCUAACCGAUGACGAUAUCGUGCGCCUGGCGCAACAAUAUCACCAAACCUGCGCACCCCUACCGCCUUUCUUCCAAUGUUCCACUUCUCAUCCUAUAAUCGUCUCUUUCCUCCACUCACGCUGCAACUCCCCUUCUCCUUCUGUCUCCGUUACCGAGUACGUCUCUUCCGUCGUGUCUCUCAUCUCUUCAGCUCCUCAUAGCUCCUCUCUCUCUUCCCUCCUCUCAUCUCUCAUCCUAGCAUAUGUCCGUCUUUUCGACUCCCGUAAGAUUCCUCGGGACCGGAACUCAUCGAAGAUCAUUAGUCUCUUUGCUCUCCACAUCGAGAGCAUUCCAAGGAAAGAUCUCACUUCCAUCGUGGAUGUAAUUGUUUCCGGUUUACCCCAAAUUGCUGAUCCCGACGAUGCGCAACUUCUCGAUCUCCUUCCUCAAUCCCUUGACUUGAUUCGAUCGUCAAAUGAGAUUGAAAUCGCUCCUGGUUAUGUCAAUUCAGUACUUGACCGCAUCCUCACAACUGACUGGUCAAAGGUCUUGCUGGUAAAGAUUGUUUCUCUCCUCCGUGAAUUUUCAUUUCUAGUCAAGGUUCAGGCAAUGGAGUUUUUCGGAAAAGUUUUUGCUGGAAUGAAGGGAGUGGAUUUGCAAGACUUGCCAUCACUUAUUUACCAGCUCCUUGUAUUGGCUUCCAAAGGGUUUAGUAAGAAGGACGUUAUACAAGGGAUUGUAGGGUUCUUCGGGACCAAAAUGGGUUCAAAUGUAAAUUCCAUAGUUAGGCAGGUUGAAGGGACAGUCCUGUUACAUGUAAAUUUUGCAGUGAAGCAGGAUCCUUCACUGGGACAGGAGGUUUUGGGACUUGUAAAGUCGGAUCUCAGAGCUGUUAACCAUUUUACAGUCAUUGUUCUUCUUUCGGUUGCAAGGGUACGGAGGUUUAAUGCGAGUUCCAUUGGAAUUCUGAAAACGGCCGUGCUUUCAUCUUACCGUGAAUACAAGUUCUCCAGAGAUUGUAAAUGGCUACCGGAUAAUUUGAAGGAAGAAAGCCUCCAUACUGUUAACAGAGUACAAAAAGCAGUGACAAGAGCUAUUAAUGAGAGCAACUAUGGAAGGGAGCACAUUGUACCUAGCAUUGUAGAAUUUGGCUUUGUUUUGCUGGAAUCAGUGGAAGAGAGUCACAAUGAAGCUGGUGAUUUGAAUGGUUUGAUGGGCAUUGAGGAGCUUAGUAUUCAGAUACUAAAGACUCUGUUUGAGGUCCAUGACAUGGCACGGAAUGAGAUUAUUGAGCAAUGCAAAUUCCGUAUCCUUUCUUCGAAGCCUGAACAAAGCAUGGCAAUCAUCAAAUUGCUCAGAUGUCUGGUUCAAAGCUACCCUUACCCCAUGUUGGAACAUGUUGCACGUCUUAAGGAACUGCUGGACUAUUUUACCUUCAUGCAUGGAAAAGUUGCAACUUCUCUCAUUGUUGCAUUAUUGCCUCUCAUCAAACUUAGCCGUGAGCUUCAGGACUAUACUAUUUUGGUUGUGCGGAAGGCUAUGUUUAGACGGGAAGAUGCAGUUCGUAUUGCUGCUACUAAUGCCAUCAUCGGUUUGAUUUUGGUGGCUACUCAAACAAAGAGAGAUGGCUUGGAUCCUUUUCAAGAGUCAUCCAGCCAAGCCAGUUGCAGUCAGCAGGCUGAAAUUUCUCAUGGGAUGGGAGCAGGUCUAUUUCAAGAGCUGAGUGGUUUGCUUAGGAGAUGCCUUUCUCAGGAGGCAACAAUUAAAGAGGUCAUGUACCAGGGGCUUGUGAAGCUUGUGUUGAUGGACCCAGUCAUGUCAGGGCCUGUCUUUGAUUUUCUUUUGCCCCACUUCCUUCGCUUUUACAGUGAGGAAACAGAAAUCAAACUAAGUAUUAGCAGUUGUUUUAAAUCAGAGGGUGGCAAAGUUUUCCUUGAAGAACCUCUGGAUUGUCUUCUCUCUUGUAUCUCUUGGAUUCUUCUGUUUCAGCCACAUGGUAAAAUUGAUUGCCAAUCAGAGAGGUCAUGGACUUGUUUUGGCUUCUCCCUUUCUCAAGAGCAUGAGGCAGGAAGAACUUUGCCAGCCGAAUCAUUUCGUAUUGCUUUAUCAAAGAUCCGGAAGCUUUUGAGAAAUGGCCAUUUGGAAGAUAUUUUAGGUCAGAUCCAGGAUACGGGCUCUAAAUGUCUUGAAGAAGAGAAUGGUAGGCAAUGUGCUUUGAUUUUAUUAGGAAUCAUGGAAGUGGUGCUAAAUGCCAUUGCAACAGAGGUGGAGAGUGCAACAGAUGCCGAAAAACUGGAUCUUGAAAAGGAAGUGAUUGAGUUUGUUGAUUUGUACGACUCCCUGGAAAAGGAUGUAUGUGCAACAAAGCAAGGUAAUGGUAUUAAAAAGGGUACACCAAGGACCACUGCUAAUGAUGCUGCAGAUAGGACUGAUGCUAAAGGGUGUCGUUUUGGCCCCUUAAAGUUGUCUCUAGAAAGAAAACCUUUCUUGGCAACUUCAAGUAUCUACCAGCUGUUACUAACAGCACUGAAGUUAUAUAAUAUUGAAGGCUCCAAUGCUAGUGAAGUUUCCCAGAGCCACAGUCAGUCAUCAUGCAAGACAUUAAAUAGCUGUUCUAAACUGAUACACUUUGUGUUGAAGACUUCUCUUUGUCAAAUACAAUCUUUAACUUCCAUUGCAAAGGAUGAUCAAUUAAAAACUUUGAUCUAUGGGGACAUCAAGGUGCUGGGACCUCCAUUGCUGAAAUUGGUAUGGUUGCUCAAGUCAGGGAGAAAGUUGGGUAUGGAUCCAAAAAAAGAAACCAAGGGAAGGAAAGUUGCAGAAGAUAGAGAGGAACAGAUCUACUUAGCCUUGAUUUGCUUGAAGGAGUUGAUCAUGUUAAGUUUGCAGGGACAUUCAUUGACUGGUUUAUUUGAGGACUUGGUGUCUGUAUCCACACCUAAGGAUGAUUUGGAAAAUUGCAUGCACGAUGACCCUAAUAAUGACUCUAAGCUAGCCUCAGGCAUUGAAGAUCAACAAACCAAAAGCAGAGAAUUGUUGAUUGAGGAAAAGAUAAAGCCACUGUGCUCUGAGUUUCUUGCACUUUCACUUUUUCGAACAUCUGAGGUUCUCUUUGAUAUGAUAUUGAUGAUUGGGAAGAAACUACCAUGCAAGCUAAGGGACUAUCAUGCAGCUUGGGCUAUUUCUAUCUGCAAAAGCAAUACUAUAGUGCACUCUGGAGCUGCAAAAGCUUUAUUUACACUUGCCAUCUGUUUAAACUCGCCACCAAAUGAUUUCAUUUUAGCCCAGGAGAUGGCUUCUGAACUCUUAAAAGUCAUGGGAUCAGAAGAGUGUGAUCCAGUGGAGACAUCUGAUGCUUAUCCUAUCAUAAACCAUUCAACAAGAACUACAAUAGCUUCUCUCUUACUACAGCUAAUUGAUUCAACCAUUGCUGACUUGGAUUGUGCUGUAAUGAAACUGAAGGCACUCUAUGACAGAACUCAAGGAAGCACUUGCCUUGUUCAGCAAGGGCAGAAGGCACCUGGUCUAAUAUUGGAAGAAGCUAUAUACUCAAGAUCUGAAGCUCUGGUGAAUUUAUUUUCUUGUUUUGUGGCAAUGAACCUCAAUGAUUCUCAAGCAGAGCAGUUAUUAAGAUUGGCUGCAAGGUUUUACAAGCAUUUGGCUCGUAUGUCAAAACUACGAAUUGCUCCUAAAGGUUGCAAGCAGCUUCCACCUGGGCUUAAAUUCCAGAAACACGCAGAAGUAACUUGCAAAAAGCUCACAGGUCCACUGUAUGACUUUGUUGCACUAAUACAAAGGAAUCAACAAGAGAAUGAACGCAACAAAGGAAUUAUCAGUAAGAUUAAAAGAGAGAAUAGAUGCAUUCCUGACCUGAUUUUCCAGAUAGAGGAUUAUGAGAAAUAUCUCAUCCAACUCAGCAAGGUGAGCAAAGUUAAUUUGUUGAGACACGCUAAGCGGAGCACUGCAAGAGACUUUAAGAUACUAUAUACAAAGAAGAUAACUAAAGAACAAGAUGCACUGGAACCUGAGCCUAAUCCUGCUAUUUCCACCGAGUCCCAGAAUGUAUCGUCUGAUGAAGAAAAUGGGUCUAAGAAGGCUUUAUCACCUGAAUCUAAUAGUUCUAUGGCUCCUGAAGAUUCUGCAUCUGAUGAAGAUCAAAAUAUCAGUCUUAAAACCAAGCGGGCAAAAAUGAACAAGGUUGUGCGGGAUUCUGAUGAUGAAGCAUAGCCAGAAGAAAACAUAGAUCUUAUGAACUUCUAGUUUAUACUAAAUUCUCACUUACAAUCAUAUGUAAAGUGAUUUUUAGGCAGCAAAUACAUGGGGGAAAGAGUUUGAUGAUGGCAUGGCAACGAAAAUUGUGAAGUACCCACCUAGGCCAUUGUUCUAUUUGAAGAGUCCGAUUUUUUUA
Nelumbo nucifera (sacred lotus) is the source of this 4512-nucleotide messenger RNA. Its product is annotated as fanconi anemia group I-like protein. Gene Ontology annotation, biological process: DNA repair. Lineage: Eukaryota; Viridiplantae; Streptophyta; Magnoliopsida; Proteales; Nelumbonaceae. The record is from RefSeq and is a predicted model, not a curated record. Gene Ontology annotation, molecular function: DNA polymerase binding.